GGAAGCGGCAACAUAAGUCAGCAUCGAAGUUUCGGCUGCUGUCAGCUUGUACAGUCACGGCAUAGAAUAGCGCUCCCGGUGGAGGGGCCAUGGCCUUGGUUGCGGCCUGCCUAGUGCUCAGUCGCCUGCCGUCAUCCCAACGAACAGCUUCCAUUCUCCACUGUGGCAAAAAGUCUGCUCCACCAUGGUCCUCACUGUGUACGGCCACCAGAUCAGCCCGCCGGUACGUUCCGUCCUUUUGACGUGCAAGGCUUUGGGCAUCGAGUACAAGUUCCAGUUGGUCGACUUGAUGAGCGGAGAGCAUAAGAAGCCGGAUUUGAUGAAGAUAAAUCCAGAGGGCACUGUACCUUUCAUUCAGGAUGGAGAUUUCUUCCUUUCGGAAAGCCACGCCAUCCUGACGUACCUCGGCGACAAGGCUGGCAACGACAGCUGGUACCCAAAGGACAUCAAGCAGAGAGCCACCAUCCAACAUCGCCUGCACUUUGACAACAUGAUGUUGUUUGGGAGGCACAAGGACAUCGUGAAACCGAUCUUCACAGAAAAUGCAAAGGAGAUGCCACCGGCGAAGGUCCAGAGUUUGCAAGAUUCUCUGGACCUGAUGGAGGGCAUGAUCCACGAGGGAGGCUGGCUCGCCGGAAGUAAACCUACCAUUGCAGACUGCUGCUGCGCGACCAGUGUUUUCCACCUCGUAGCUGUGAUUCCGGAUUUGACCUUGAAGCCUAAGGCAGCUGCCUGGCUGCGACGGUGUGAAAAAGAACUUCCCGACUUCGACGAAAUCAACACAGUCUACGUGAAGCAAAUUGUUGAUUUACUUUCUAAGACGCUCGGCAAGAAAUACACUUCUUAAUUUAACGUGCAACCUUUUAAUUUUAUCCCAAUAAA
Molecule: messenger RNA, 882 nt
Organism: Thrips palmi
Lineage: Eukaryota; Metazoa; Arthropoda; Insecta; Thysanoptera; Thripidae
Product: glutathione S-transferase 1-like
Exons: 6
Coding region: 185-847 (220 amino acids)
Biological process (GO): glutathione metabolic process
Molecular function (GO): glutathione transferase activity
Source: RefSeq, a predicted model, not a curated record